CGUAGUUCAGCUUCUACCGAUAAUCUAUCUAGGCUUCAAGAUGGCAUCCUCGAGAAGGUUGCUGGCGGUGGCUUUGCUGGCGAUGCUGGUCGCCGGCGCUUGGUGCGCGGCCCCGGUGACAUUCACGGUGGAGAAGGGGUCGGACACUGGGUCAGGCAAGAAGCAGCUAGCGGUGCUGGUGAGUUACGACAUGCCAGGCGACACCAUGUCGGAGCUGGAGAUCAUGCAGCACGACGCCGACGACUGGGUGGCCAUGACCAAGGGCGAGGGCGGCCUGUGGACCUUCGAGAGCGCCGAUCCGCUCGUGGGCCCCUUCAACUUCCGCUACUUCACUAAGAAAGGCUUGAAGAACGUCUACGACAACGUCAUCCCCGACAACUACACCAUCGGCACCACCUAUACACCUCAAGGGUAGCGCGUCCUUCCGUCGACGUAGGUCCGCAAAAGUAUGUUUAAUCGGUUUUCCCUGGGUUUUGGUAGUUUUUUAGAAAGAUGUCAUGUAUGAAUAAUAGAAAAAGUUGUCCACGCCACUCUUGACCGGUUGUUUAUGUAUGUAACUGUGUCGGUGCUAGGGUUAGGGAGUGUGUUGAUAUGGGCUAGUGUGUCCCUGUGUGGGUAAGCAUAUGCGUUUGUACUCUGCUUCUAAAAAAACAAUAUUUGCUUA
Triticum dicoccoides is the source of this 664-nucleotide messenger RNA. RefSeq names its product pollen allergen Phl p 2-like. The record is from RefSeq and is a predicted model, not a curated record. NCBI's taxonomy places the organism in Eukaryota, Viridiplantae, Streptophyta, Magnoliopsida, Poales, Poaceae. The transcript has a single exon. Gene Ontology annotation, cellular component: extracellular region. The coding region runs from base 41 to 415 and encodes 124 amino acids.